This is a messenger RNA of Salmo salar (Atlantic salmon), 4774 nucleotides long. Its product is annotated as cyclic AMP-responsive element-binding protein 1. Gene Ontology annotation, biological process: regulation of transcription by RNA polymerase II. Gene Ontology annotation, molecular function: cAMP response element binding; protein binding; DNA-binding transcription factor activity, RNA polymerase II-specific. Gene Ontology annotation, cellular component: ATF4-CREB1 transcription factor complex; nucleus. The record is from RefSeq and is a predicted model, not a curated record. Lineage: Eukaryota; Metazoa; Chordata; Actinopteri; Salmoniformes; Salmonidae.
GACGAUUUGAUUUUCCUCCCUCUCGUUCUCUGUUGUUGUUCUCGGUGACGCGAUGGAGGUGUAGCCUGACGCGGUCUCUUACGUGUCGGCCUGAAUAAAAGUGGAGCUCCGAGGGCCCGGGAGUGACGGAGGGAGUCUGUAUCGCUAAGUCGAUGACCAUGGAGUCGGCAGUAGAGGUUCAGCAGGGAGGAGACACAGCAGUGUCAGAGACAGACAGCCAACAGAUCGCCCACUCACAGCAGGAUUAUGUUUAUGCUUUGCAGGUUUCCAUGGCAGCGGGCCACGCCACGUCCAGUGGUCCUACGGUCACCCUGGUGCAGUUGCCUAACGGUCAGACGGUCCAGGUUCACGGGGUCAUCCAGGCCGCUCAGCCCUCGGUCAUACAGUCACCACAGGUCCAGACUGUUCAGAUCUCCAACAUAGCAGAGAGUGAAGACUCCCAGGAGUCAGUUGACAGUGUGAUUGACUCUCAGAAACGCAGAGAGAUCCUCUCACGACGCCCCUCAUACAGGAAGAUCCUGAAUGACCUGUCAUCAGGUGACACCCCGGGGGUUCCCAGGAUUGAGGAAGAGAAGUCGGAGGAGGACCUAGCGCCCGCCAUCACCACGGUUACCAUGCCCACAUCAUGCCCUAUCUACCAGACCAGCAGUGGCCAGUACAUCGCCAUCACCCAAGGCGGUGCGAUCCAGUUGGCCAAUAACGGAACAGACGCGGUCCAGGGACUGCAGACCCUGACCAUGUCCAACGCUGCGGCCGCCCAGCAGGGCACCACCAUCCUGCAGUACGCCCAGACCUCGGACGGCCAGCAGAUCCUGGUGCCCAGCAACCAGGUGGUAGUGCAAGCUGCGUCUGGAGAUGUGCAGGCCUACCAGAUCCGCACGGUCCCCAACAGCACCAUCGCCUCUGGGGUGGUCAUGGCUUCCUCCCCUGCCCUGUCUGGCCAGGGGGGCCCAGAGGUAGAAGUUACCCGCAAGAGAGAGGUCAGACUCAUGAAGAACAGAGAGGCGGCCCGCGAGUGUCGCAGGAAGAAGAAGGAGUAUGUCAAGUGUCUGGAGAACCGCGUGGCCGUGCUGGAGAACCAGAAUAAAACCCUGAUAGAAGAACUGAAAGCUCUUAAAGACCUGUACUGCCAUAAAUCUGAGUAGCCCCAAACUACCGCAUCAGACUGCCCACUGACCUGUACAGAGACUCUGCCAAGCAUUUGCCCCCAGGCAUGACCCCUGACAUCUGAAGCAAGAGGAUGUGAGAGAGAAGACAGAAUGAAAAUGGAUUGAUGGAUGGGAGAUCAGUGACGGACAGUGCUUUGUGGGAAUUGUAGUUUUGUAGGUAAACACAACCACCCCGGCCCAUACGUCCCCCAAUCUCCCAUCCACCAAUCUAUUUUCACCAUGUCUUCUCUCUCACAUCCUCUUGCUUCCACUCCUUCUUCUCCCGCUCACUUGUUAUCCACCUUUUCAUCUAUCUUCUCCUCUCCCAACUUGUCUCAAUGUUAUCACAUCGUGGAACACGAAGGAUGAGGAUUCAUGUGUCAGUUGUGGAUCCAGAGAGAACGUGAUGAAACAAAACACUAACUCUUACACUAUUCAAGCUUCUUGUUUGGGGUUUGUUUACUUGGAAGUCAAGUCACAGACUUCCCACAUUGUUAGUCAUUUUUUUAUUAACCCGAAGCCUCUUAUGUAAUCACUAACAAUGGUUAGCCAAUCAAACAAGAGGGUUAGUGUCUGACUGUUCAAUAAGCUCAAGAGAAGGUCAAAACAAGGAAGUCAAGACAGCCUCUAGAACCCUGGUAUUGGAGUCAGUUAGGACAUGUAUAUGAGAUUGCUUUGCACAGUAGAUCAGAUGAGAUCAGAUCAUGUUGUUUUGAGUUAAACCUCCAUGAUCAAGAUAACCCAUCAACUCGGAUUCAUCUUCCAUUUCAACUGUCUUGGGUGUUUUCUUCCUUUUGUUACUUGUUGAUAUCUGAGAUUUUAUAAACUUUUGUUACACUCUAAAGAUGUAGGUUGUUGCUGGGUGGCGGUGGAAUUUGGAUCCCAUAUAACUACUAAAGGAAACACAUUCAUAUCUGCAGAUAGGAACCAAUUGUCAGUACACUCCACAGCCUGAAAUUCACCCAAGUAAAUCUUGCUGGAAUAGAUCAUUUUGUUAUCUCUGGCAUAGAUACAUACACAUAUUUACAGUGAGUGAAUGACUGUACAUGCAUACAUAUGAUUACAUUAACAAUACGUUACUAGGUUUACAUAGGACUUGGGAUCCAUCUUCCAACGUCACAGACAGAGAUACUUUGUGUUCUGUUUAUGAUUGGGUAAAGUAGUACCAUAUUGUAUUACAUAUGAGUUAUUUUUCUUUUGAUAUUAUUAUUGUACAUGGAGCCUACAGCAUGUGUAGAUUUUACUAUGAUAUUUCUAUAGAUUUGGGAGAAAAAAAAUCUUAUGCAUAAUAUGAAACCAAUAUAGAUUUACGUAUUUGUAUCAUACACUGCAGUACAUAAAAUGUAAACAAUAUACAGUACAUCUAUAUUCCUUUAGCUUACCAGGCUUAUCACAAUGUCGGCAGCUAAAAGGCCUUUUUUAAACUCCUCUGCUCACCUUUAGGUUUUGUUAACCUAACGUAGCGGGCGUUUCUCUCUUUCUGGUCCUGACGAGAAAAAGAAACUGUCAGGAGAGGUUCUCUUCUGCACUGUUGAACCAAUCUAGUACAUGUGGAGGAGGAGUUAAGAUGGAGUGUCGCCUUGUUAACGUCCAAAAACGGAAGUGUCAUCACAGGCUCUCUUUCCAUUUCCCCUGAAAACCGGAUGCAUCCGGUAGAGUCCGACCCCGCACAGAGUGCCUUUUCUAGACAGGCGAGUGGACAGCCUGUCUGAAGCUAUUACGGACCUACAAGAUAUAUCACUUCAAUUAUUGCUCUAGGUUUCAUUUGGCUGUAAAUGGCUAAGAAAUCAAUUUGAUGCUUCCUGCCACACCGCUCAUCUGUACAGAGGACUGAGAGCCCCAAGUGGUUGUAAAAUCCUCGAGCAAAUGUUGUAACAGGUUUACUACAAAUGUAUUUUAUCACAGAGGCCUGUGAAAUGUAUCUUUUUUUUACUUGUUAUAUUUUUCCUCGUAGAAAAGGCAGCAACACCAUGAUGCACCGAAAGCUGUUUUCCUUUUUUGUUAGGUAUUAUGUCAUGUGUAAUGUCACAGUACAGUAAAUGCAUUUGUUUUAGUUUUUAUUAAUUGUGUUUUAUGAAUAAGAAUUCAUUUUAGACACCAGAACACACUAUGGUUCAGCCAAAUACGAACCUGUAAUAUCUCAAUACAAAACUUGAUUUGUGGAAAUAAUCUGUACCAAAAUCCUAGUUUGUUAGUCUUUUUGUAUUCAGGAGGAUGCAUCAGGAAUCUAAAUAUGUUCAAUCUGGGUGAACCAUGAAAAACAAAUCAACACAUUGGAAUUUGAAAAACUAUCUUCAAUGUGAAUACCCAGAUUAAUCUCCCACACUAAUAUAACAAAGCAUUGCUUCUUGAGUUUUCAGUUUGCUGUUGGGGCGGGGAUAAAGAGUAGCCUAAAUAUGACUGAUGAAGUUUAAUGGUUUGUAUUUUUACUGUGUUUGUAUUUUAAGAUUAAGUCAAUCCAGUGUUGCUCUUUUUUUAUACAUUAAAUGACUGUUUAAAAUGUACUGUAUUCAUCAUGUUAUCUGAAUGUUGUAAAUAGGAAACUGGAUUGGGGUGAAAUUGUCACAGAAAGAAAUGUGCUUGUGAUUGUACAAUGGCAGCACUGUAAUUUUGUUCUUCUGUUGUGAGCAAACGGCAAAGCCAUACAUUGAUUUGUAUGGAUAAUCCCUCUUUCCUGGCCCUACUCUGUUUCACACAGAUGAUUUGACGUGAUAAAUUGCAGGGGGGAUCUCUCAGCAGAGCUUUUUCAGGGUAGAUCACGCAUUCAUGCUGACGGGAUGCAAUUUGACACAGCACACCUUGAGCCUCAGCUUUGCCGGCUUUGAAAAAACUAUUAUUUUAUGACAGAAGAGCAGAUCUGACAAGAGCAGGACCCAGUUUACCAAAAGCAUAUUUUGAAAAAUUAUCAAUUUCACAGGCCUCUGUGAUAAAAUACAUUGUAGUAAACCUGUUACAACAUUUGCUCGAGGCUUUUACAACCAACCACUUGGGGCUCUCGGCCCUCUGUACAGAUGAGCGGUGUGGCAGGCAGCAUCAAAUUGAUUUCUUAGCCACUUACAGCUAAAUGAAACCUAGUGCAUUUUGGGAAACCGAGCCCAGGUCAAUGCCUCUAACAACACAGCAUGUGAGAUUUGCUUGAAAAGAACAUGAAUUGUCAUCUUGACAAAAUACCAGUGAAGAUGCCAAUCGGUCAAUUUGCCUAUAGGCUUGUUUAUUUGUAUUAAAUUCAGUUUAAGUAGCUGAAUUAAUUGAAGAAUAUCUAUAUCUUAUAGUGGUUUGGUUUCUGGAGCAUUUUGAGGUUCAUAGAAACCUGGCUUUACUUCUUGCAUGAACAGCCUGUCAUAGCCAAACUUUGAACAAUAACCUAUUUCUAAACUUUUGUGCCCUGUUUGUAUAUUGCUAAUUUUACAAGUUGUAAUCUUUAAAUACUGUUUAUUGUACAUAAUGUAAUCCUGUUAGGGGAGGUUGUAUUGUGUUCCAGUUGUGUAUCAGUCAGUUGUAUAUACUGUGAACAGCAUUACUUUGCUAAACACGCCACACUCAAGACAGAUUUGAAAGUGCUAUGUAACACUUAUUGUACCGCUCUUUUGGAAACAUUUAUGCUACAAUAAAUUGCAUUCAAAGUG